Messenger RNA from Thlaspi arvense, 1558 nucleotides. Lineage: Eukaryota; Viridiplantae; Streptophyta; Magnoliopsida; Brassicales; Brassicaceae. The record is from the annotation of a GenBank genome assembly.
AAAAUGAAUUAGCUGGGAACAGAAAAGAAACACUUUUUAACAUCUGCAACAAGAUUUAGGUGAGGGUUUGUCUACAUGCCCCGGGAGGAGAGAGAGAUAGUAGAGAGAAUCUGAAGUGUAUCUUGAUCUAGGGUUUCUCAUUGACACAUACCAAAUCUCCAUGCUUUGAACUAAGCAGAAUUCAUCUUGUCUUUUAUCUCUCUCAUUUCAAACCAAAGGAUGGAUCUAUCCACUUGUUCCAGAACCUUUAUCUAAAGUCUUGACCCCUUCAUAUCUCCCAGCCUUUACAUUUCUAUCUUUCUAUUUUGUUGUGAAGUCAUAGAAAAACAAUAGAAGAAGUGAAAAUGAUCCCAAGUAUAGAGGGAGGCAGGAAGACUGACAGGGAAGAAGAGGAGGAGGAGGAGGAGGAAGAAGAAGAAGAUCAAGACGGUGAAGGAGAAGAAAGUAAGGUCUCAAGCAAUAGUACAGUAGAAGAGAUUGAUAAGAAGACGAAGGUGAGGCCUUAUGUGAGAUCUAAAGUCCCUCGACUCCGGUGGACUCCUGAUCUUCAUCUCCGCUUUGUCCGCGCCGUCGAGAGGCUUGGAGGUCAAGAAAGAGCAACUCCAAAGAGCAAGAAGAUGGAUGAUCAAGGUCAAGCCAUAGCUGAUCACAGACAUUUGAUCGAGACUUCCACAGAUCGAAAUAUUUACAAACUAAGUCAGCUACCGAUGUUCCGAGGCUAUAAUCAUAACCAUGAUUCUACAUUCAGAUAUGGAAGUAAAUCUUCAAAUGCUUCAUUGUGGAACUCUACCUCUCACGAAACGAACCGGAGCUUGAUAGAUAGGCCCGGUUUAGUUCGCGGCUCAUUGGUUAGCAAUAACAUUCGUGGUAGUGAUUAUUGGACUAACAACAGGUCUUUCCACAACAUCUACUCCUCUUCAAUUUCUAAUCACUUGCCGAGACUAAGACACAAUCAUCAAGAACGGACCAACUCAAUCACAUUCAGCAGCAUUCAAGAACACUCAAGAACGUUAGAAAAGAUCCCGAUCGGUGUUGAAGAGAGCACCAAUUAUACUUAUUGUAACAAGACAACGGGCAAAAGAAACGCAGGUACAAGCAUCGAUCUUGAUCUUGAUCUCUCUCUAAGAGUACCCGAGACGACUAUUUCGAAAGAGACAGAAACAGCAGCAACAACAACGGAUCAAACGUUGUCCUUGUCGUUAUGUUCGGGCUUGUCUUCAUGGAAAAAGAGCCGAGUGAUCAAGACGGAUGAAGAAGAUCGGACGGUUAAGAUUGGACAGGCAAGUACUCUGGAUCUGACUCUAUGAAUUAUAGUUAAGAAUGGGACAAAUUCUAAGUGAGAUCUUGAGGUACUUAUCCGAUAUUUUAAUAUUCAGUGUCUUUGUUGUUAAUUAUUUCUGUAUCUUAUUUAUUACUCCUUAGAAAGGAAACAAAAAGGUCUGAAUAUAUAACCGUUUUGAGUUUGUUUGAUACCGCCAAUUUGUAUCAUCACUUAUAUAAACAAAUGGCACUAGGCACUAGCUUACAUAGUGAUUCGAUCUUUUGUCCGUCUCCUUCC